AUGGGCUCCUCUCACCCCAAGCAAGCGGCUGUCGACAGCAAGAACAGCACCAGCAACGCGCCUUCCACCACCGAAUGUAGGAUUCCGUUCGGAAGGAAAGCCAGCACAAAGCCACCUCCAUCCAAAGACAAAUUUCUCGAGGAAUACACCCGACGCUGGACCAUCGAUGCCAACAUCAGCCCUCGCGGCACUGACCACACACCCUACAUGGUCCGAGACAUGGUCAAAGCCGGCAUGUACACCGACGACGGGAUCAAUGGCCAUUCCAACGUCACCCGUCCGCCACCGCCACCACGCAUCCACAGUCUAAGCGAGCUUAUCGACCCGGCGGAAGUCGAGAUGGACUCACACAUUCGCUCGCCGAGCGGCAAUUUGCUGGCUCCGGAGCAGUUUCUUACUCAUCCGUCCCGGCCGCGUAGUAUGCGUGAGCGUCAGGCGGAGAUUCGGGAUAAGGUGCGCGCGGCGAGUCGGCUGGGGACGGAAAUGGAGAUGGGAGAAGAGGAGCAGAAGAAGAAGGAGAAGUGGUAUAGUCGGAGAGUGCUGUUCAAGGAUUGCAAUUGCUUCGACAUUUGCUUCUGA
Saxophila tyrrhenica is the source of this 579-nucleotide messenger RNA. RefSeq lists its product as uncharacterized. The transcript has a single exon. NCBI's taxonomy places the organism in Eukaryota, Fungi, Ascomycota, Dothideomycetes, Mycosphaerellales, Extremaceae. The record is from RefSeq and is a predicted model, not a curated record. Bases 1 to 579 code for a protein of 192 amino acids.